Molecule: messenger RNA, 3666 nt
Organism: Candidozyma pseudohaemuli
Lineage: Eukaryota; Fungi; Ascomycota; Pichiomycetes; Serinales; Metschnikowiaceae
Exons: 1
Coding region: 1-3666 (1221 amino acids)
Biological process (GO): regulation of ribosomal protein gene transcription by RNA polymerase II
Cellular component (GO): nucleus
Molecular function (GO): sequence-specific DNA binding
Source: RefSeq, a predicted model, not a curated record
AUGACGGAUGCCACACAAUACAAGUACGGUACCGAUGUUCGGUUCGACUAUUCGCAUGAGCCCAACAGUCACAGUCAACUAAAAGAAGAUACGGCCACAUCCAGUGGAGCUGCUAAAAAGAAGAAGAAAAAGAAGAAGAAGAAGUCAAAGGCAGCAAAUGAUGAUGCUCAAACAGAGGAACAGCAUUCCACAGAAGAUCCAAUGUUCUCCAUCGAUGAUGCUCGAAUUCACGAUCCAGAGGCUGACUAUCCUACUUCAAGAGUUAUCAAGGUGGGACCUUCAGGAGACUUGAUUGUGGAGAGCCUCGACGACGAAUAUCCUCCGACUGGCGAAUCAGCAGUGCCCGAAUACUCCGAACAGCAUGGCAGAGAGCUGCUAGAUUUCUCCUUAUUCCAUUUCCACAACGAUGAAGAACGAGCGUUUUGGGCAAACUUGUCCGAUGAUGAGAAGAGAGACAUACUCCGUGUCGACAAAGAGCAUCUCAUGGAGAACCUACGAAACCUCAAACGAAAUCAUCCGAAUAAGGGAUUGCCGCUUAAUCAAUACGGAACUGGCGAGCACCACCACAACCAAGGAGGUGAGCAUUGCACUUGUGCCUACUGUGGGCGGAAUAGCCGCUACAUAGAGGAUGAGCUAGCUAUAGCAUACAACCAGCAUCUUGAUGUGAUAGCCAACUACCUUGAGAGUUGUAUGAAUGCCCGUGCAGAGUUUCCACGCAGCUUCCCCGAACCUCCUUUCCACCCAAAUCCCUCAUAUGAACACCAAUAUACCAUCGAAGCUGCGGCAAGCCACGCAAAUAACGAGCACAUUGCCUCCUCGGCUCAAACACAUAUGGAGGAGCCAAUCCUUACCGAAGAUCACCCGUUUACGCAAGCAGUGUCAUCGAAUGAAGCGAAUGAUCAUAUCAUUGAAGAGAGAGAGGAAGAAAUUGACUCUCAGGAUCCAGAUGAGAAACUACUAAUGAAUCUCGAGCCGCAAGAAAUGCUAGAUAUUCUCGGAAAAGCCAAGAAGGUCCUGGAGCUCAUUAACCCGAACACGAUUCAAGAACUUGUGAAGUAUGAGCUUCUACAGAGAAACAUAAAACCGGAAGCUGCAAUCGACGAGUCUGCUAAGAAUCUCACUGAGAUUUUUGCCAACAUCAAGAAAGAUGAUGCAAAUGGGCUUGCGAAAGCAGUGGAGUUCAUAAGAUGCUGCAGUCGUCUUUACAAAGAAUCCAACGAUCAGUUCAACGAUGUACUGCAAUUCCUCUCCAAUUUUGCCGAUUUGAUCAUGAAGAACGAUGGCAAGUCAUUUGUGGAUAUGCUAGAAUCACUAACGGAUGCCAGAAAUGCUCGCAUGAACCUUGUUGAAUCUAAGAUACAACAGAUUCAGGAGGGCGAAUCUGAUCCAGCUCAUGAACAAGUGCUACAAUCCCCGCUCAAUGUCACCGAACAUGGUGAUGCAGAUCUUUCUUUUGCCCCUCAAGAUACCGAACAAACCUUCGAUAAUGCUGGUAUCAACGAGGAGGAGUACUACAAUGAGCAAGAUGUUGCACACCAUCACCGUCACGAACACGACCACGACUAUGUUUGUGACCAUGAGUGCACGCAUAAUCAUGAGUGUGACCAUGAAUGCGACCACGAGUGCGACCACGACGAUUAUGAUCAUGAUGACGAGUUAAACGAUGACGAUAGUAAUCAAGAUUAUGACGAUGGUGAGUUUGACGAUGAGGAAGCCCAGCGCGGGCGCUCUCAGGAAAUUCGAGGUUUUGUUAUGAUUCAAGCCGUCAACAUGAUUCGUGAGAGGUUCAUGGAAGCCUACGAACGUAAACUUUCUGAAGAUCGUACGCAGAAGUUUAUCGCUGAGCUUGAGGCAGAGGAAAAUGCCAAAAAAGAGCGAGAAGCGAAGAAGUUGAAAGCGAAGGAAAAGCAAAAGGAGAAGAAGCGUUUACAGCAGUUGGCAAAAGAAGAGGAAAAGAAGCGCAAAGAGGCGGAAGAGCUUGCAAGAAAGGAAGAAGCAGAGAGAAAGCAGGAGGCUAUUCGGGCAGAGCAGUUGAAAAAGAAAGCAGAGGCUAGGUUGAAGAAAGAGGAGGAAAAGAGGAAGCGCAUAGAAGCCUUGCAAAAGAAAGAGCUUGAACAGCAACAAGCAGCUGAGAAGAGGAAACAGCAAGAACUUGAGCGUGAGAGGGAGAAGAAAGAACGUGAGGAGCAGCGACUUCAGCAGCAGAAGUUAGAGGAGCAGAGGCUUGAUCAACAACGGCGCGAGGAACAGAAACGCAAGGAGAAACUUAAGAAUUCGGAGACGAAGAGAGCAGAGCUGACUACUCUUGAGGAGACUCCUAUUAAUCUGUCAAGCUCUGAUCCAAGAGAGGCGGCUCAGUCAACGAAGGAGGCCAAUGACACUCAGCUGUCAACAUUGCCUUUACCUCAAUCCAUCAUGGGUCAAGACAACUUCAAUGAGACAGAAGAGUUCUUGAGCAGACAACAACAAGACCUCCUCGAAAGAGCCAAUAGUUUGUCUCUUGACUCCGCAAACCCUUUGAUGCCUCUUGACGAAUUGCAGGCUGACAUUCCAACCACCUCGCCGCCGAAGAAUCAUCUAUUGGAACAACUUUAUCGUGCCAAGCCACAAUCACUCUCAUCAACAUCAGCUUCAACACCACACAUCAACUCAGCGGAAGUCAAUCAGUUCGGCUUACCGGAGCAGGCUCCUCAGUAUUUCUCACCCAACAAAAAUCCGGAAUUCAACUCACUGCUUGAUGGGUUCAGAGGAAUGGAUUGGCGCAACGGAACACAAUCGUUCUCAAAUCAUCAGUCGACUCAAGGAAUUGGUGCCAACCAGAGCACCUCACAGUUCAGUCCAUUCAAUUCGAAUGCUGUCUUGGACCAGUUGCAUCAACCACCGUCGGUUGAUGUAUUUCUGAAUGCAUCUGUUGGCAGCAAUACCAGGCCUAGCAUCCAACAAACGAAUAACUUUUUGUGGUCAAAUGGUGCAUCGAGGAACAACUCUAUCUGGAACACGUCCAGUUCAGAGACACAACAUGGAAUUUGGAAUAACAAUGCCUCACUGCAGCAGAUUAACAACGGAAUGCUUCCAGUAGGCGGAAACCGUUUUUCGCUCUCGGAGCAGACACCUAUGGUCGACGUUGAAGCUGUACAAAAAGCAGCUUUCGACGCAUUUACCCUCAUGCUGGCCAACAAUCAGCUCUCAUUUGACCUGGCUCCUGUCAUGAACAUGUUUCAAGUGGUGAGAGGACUCUUGGGGAAUUCAUCGAUGGGGAUGUCUGAGUUUCUCAAGACAUUAAAUGUGCCUGGCAGAUACCACUUUGACCUCAUCCAUGAUGACCGGGGCAACGCUACGCAUAUUAAAGUGAUACAAAAUCCAGCCAAUGGUCCACUUCCUCAGAUGCCGGGACCGAUGGCCCAGCCCGGUAUGCAGCCACUGCUCAAUAACAACCUACAGUUUGGGUUUUCAACCGCAACUCAGGGUCCAUUCCAGAAUCAGCCUUUACAGCAAAACAUGCCGAACGUGCCGCAACAGCCGCAGCCUAUGAAAUCUGUCAAUGGCGCUCCGCAAAGACAGCAUGAUGGAAAUGGUGGUCUCAAGACCAACGGGUUUCAGCUACUGAAUUCAAUACCUGGCCUGUUCAACUCUAUGGGUUUCGGUCAGGGCGGUGGUAUUUGGUAA